This is a messenger RNA of Endocarpon pusillum Z07020, 600 nucleotides long. RefSeq lists its product as uncharacterized. Lineage: Eukaryota; Fungi; Ascomycota; Eurotiomycetes; Verrucariales; Verrucariaceae. The transcript has a single exon. Gene Ontology annotation, biological process: maturation of SSU-rRNA from tricistronic rRNA transcript (SSU-rRNA, 5.8S rRNA, LSU-rRNA). Gene Ontology annotation, cellular component: nucleus. The record is from RefSeq and is a predicted model, not a curated record. Bases 1 to 600 code for a protein of 199 amino acids.
AUGUCAGCCAUAGAAGACCCCCGCACUGCACCUGCCAGCUCGUCUGGCUCUGCACAAACAGCCGCCAAAAUCGACCUUCUGAUUUCAUUGCACUUGCAUUCUUGGCCUGCCCUCACCUUGGCGAUCCAGAACAAUUGGGGUGGUCCGACAUCGAACGACAAAGGAGACUGGUUCGCAGGUGCUAUCUCCGAGCUGUUCUCCAAUGGCGAUGUGAUCGAUGCGGACGACCUGGAAGAAGUCUUGAUACAAGUUAUGCUCGAUGAAUUUGAGGUGGUUGUUGAUGAUGACAGUCCAGCAGAAGUGGCUGCCAGCAUCUUCAAAGGCCGUCAGCGUAUACUACAAGGAGACUAUUCGGAAGUAGAUCAAAUGCUUGUGCGUUGGGAGGAAAAGCAGAAGAAGGGCCCGGAGAAAUUGCCCUUCAAGAGGGUGGAGGAAGACGAUGACGGUCAGGAGACAGACUGGGAGAGCAGUCUUUCAGACGAAGACGAUAUCGUGAUGGACGAAGCACCGCAGUUGGUGCAUGCCACCGGGCAGGAAAAGCCAGCACCAGAGAUCGACGAAGACGGCUUCACGAAAGUGGUUGGGAAGAAGAAGCGUUGA